Knipowitschia caucasica is the source of this 294-nucleotide messenger RNA. The record is from the annotation of a GenBank genome assembly. NCBI's taxonomy places the organism in Eukaryota, Metazoa, Chordata, Actinopteri, Gobiiformes, Gobiidae.
AUGUCGGUGCCGGUGUACUCCUCCAGGAGGAAGAACUGGUUCCACAUCCAGCCUCUCUUGGACCUCCGCAGAGGGGCCCCCUUUGCGUCGUGUGCGGUCAGCGCUCCGAGGCCCCGGGACCUGCCCAGUGAAGAGGCUCUCCUCGGUCCAGACCGAAGUCCGGCCCCUGAGGAGCUGCAGCAGAGCAGCACCAGACCCAGCAGCACCAGCCGCUCCAUGGUCUCCUCGAAUCCUCACCAGUGCUCGCUCACGCCUUCGGCUCGGUCCACAUCCCAGAUUCUCCACUGGACGUGA